ACACAGUUGGGAAAUUUAUAUUCAUUGCGGUGCUUUGUUGCGCAAUAUAUAUUUCGCAAUAUAAAGGUUUUUUUUCACUAAAAAUUCGUAUACAAGGCGGAACUAUUAAUUAAAAAAAUGCUAUUUUAAUCAUGCUCAUCGAACUGUGACUUACCUUAAGUCAGUACAAACCUGUAACGUUGUAAAGAUGCUUCGUUCAGUGGUGACACCUGCCAUCGAGGGGCUUUCGUUAAAGGCUGGACUUCUUUCUUCGGUGACACAGGUUCGGUAUAAAAGGAUUAAACUCCGUAAGCCAGCUUGGAUGCCCCGUGCACCUUCCAAGCUCUAUACGAUCUUCAAGCAUCCAAAAGUUAGCGAGGAAGAAAAAGCCCAGUAUUGGGCUUUGUACGUGCGGUACGAGACCGAAAUUCGAUCAAUCCAAGCGUUUUUUGCGACCGAGCAAGCACGGCUCGAGCACGAAAAGAGUAAGUUUUCUCAGCUCUCAAUACAGGACGAAGAGGACUUUCAAGCACGACUUAAGGCGAACGAAGAAGAAAACAAACGGGUUGCCACUGAGCGCGAACGGCGGCAUAGAGAAGAUUUCCUUCAGCGAAUGGCCGUCAAGAUGAAACGUAUCGAACAGAUCAAAGAGCAGGAAAAGCUGGAGGAAGGGAUUGCCAGGCAACAACUCAAAGAAGAAAUGGAAAAUAUGAACUAUAUUACUUAUGGAACGUUAGACGAAGCGAUUAAGAAGGCAUACUACGAACCUGUUUCAUACAAUUUUGCCGUUACUUUGUCCGGGAAAAAAAUUCCCGAGAAGGCAAGACAACAACCCCAUAGUGAAGGGCACUGAAAAACGCCUGAGAUUACCUAAUCUGUUAUCUCAAUCGCCGACAUCGUCUCAGAUUCAAGAUGAAGUGGUACAAGGAAUUCAGAAAAGACAAGGACCCGUGGUCUUGUCGUCUCGUGACAGCGUCUGAUAUCAAGCGAUGUUGCUAAGUGUUCGCACCAAACGCAUGUUUUACACUAUCUAGCGUAAAUAAAUGAGAAUGUAAUGCGAGUUUUAGACGAAAA
Molecule: messenger RNA, 1053 nt
Organism: Varroa destructor (honeybee mite)
Lineage: Eukaryota; Metazoa; Arthropoda; Arachnida; Mesostigmata; Varroidae
Gene: mRpS26
Product: mitochondrial ribosomal protein S26
Cellular component (GO): mitochondrial small ribosomal subunit
Source: RefSeq, a predicted model, not a curated record